Molecule: messenger RNA, 1806 nt
Organism: Hemiscyllium ocellatum (epaulette shark)
Lineage: Eukaryota; Metazoa; Chordata; Chondrichthyes; Orectolobiformes; Hemiscylliidae
Product: zinc finger and BTB domain-containing protein 43-like
Exons: 3
Coding region: 158-1705 (515 amino acids)
Biological process (GO): regulation of transcription by RNA polymerase II
Molecular function (GO): DNA-binding transcription factor activity, RNA polymerase II-specific; protein binding; RNA polymerase II cis-regulatory region sequence-specific DNA binding
Source: RefSeq, a predicted model, not a curated record
CCGAGGGCCGGGGCACGGCUUCCCGCCCCCCAUUACUGUACAGACCCCCGGGAGAUGAAGGAGCCGCCGCCGCCGCCGCCGGGGCCCGAAAGUCGCCUUUAGACCGGACAGCGCCUCCUGAAGAAACACAAAGGGACUCUGGAGAAGACGCGGCCCCAUGGAGCCCGGGAUGUUUCAGGUGGAAUUCCCGAACUUUGGCAACAACCUUCUGAGGAAGCUGAACCAGCAGCGGGUGGAGGGCAAGCUCUGCGACAUCACCAUCCACCUGCAGGGCCAGAUGUUCAAGGCUCACCGGGCGGUGCUGGCCGCCUCCUCCCCCUACUUCCACGACCAGGUGCUGCUGAAGAACGCCAGCCGCAUCGUGCUGCCUGGUGUGAUGAGCCCCAAGGCCUUUGAGAACGUGCUGGCCUCCUCCUACACGGGCAAGCUGACUGUCCUGUCGCCAGACAUCGUCAGCUACCUGACGGUGGCCAGCUUCCUGCAGAUGUGGCACGUGGUGGACAAGUGUACUGAGCUGCUGCGGGAGUGCCAGCCCCCGGCACCGCCCGCCCCUAGCCAGAACCAGUCGCCCAGCAGCAGCAACUACCUCAGCCCCUGGCACGGUCCUGAGCUGCCCGCCAAGUUCGAGAGGCCCGAGGACGACGGCGUCAAGGUGGAGGGCCACUGUCACCCUCACCAUCGCCAACACGGGCAGCAGCUGCAGCAACAUCAGGAGGAGGAGGAAGAGGGGGACGAUGAUGAUGAGGAGGUGGACGAGGACGAGGACGACGACGGGCAGAAAGGCCGGACCUCGCCGCGCCAGGACACCGAGCAGGACAACGUCAUCAGCAACUCGGCCGAGCGGGAGAAGUUCGGAGCGGAGGGCCGGGAGAGUGAGGCCGGGGCGGUGAGCGAUGGCGGCGCUGACUGUCCUUACCCGCUGCAGGCCUACAGCCAGCCCAGCAUGGUGCCACACAAGCGCUGGGUCUUGGUGAAGAGUGGCAAGGCGGAGGGUGGCGUGUCUCCAGGCGGCGCGGGGGACGAGGACGAGGAGCGGCACUUUGUGCUGGUGCCGCCCAUGGGAAAGAGGGAGCCGGAGGAGCCCGGGGGGCACGAGGCGCCUGCCCACUUCGGUGAGCACCUGGGGCCCGAGGAGUAUGACGAGUUUGCCGAGGACCCCAGCUACGACGAGCCCGUCGACUACUACGGAGCGUCGGACGACUUCCACUUUGAGCAGCAGGCAGGGGGCAGCCCUGGGGGUAUGGCCAUGCAGGGCUCUGGGCUGCCUGGCGAGAUCCAGGAGAACGGUGCCUACGGAGUGCUGGGUGAUCCAGGCCCCAGUACCGGGCAGGCCGGGGCAUCAGCCAGCUCAGACUUCCCCGGAGGCGCCGUCUACAAGCUCUACCCUUGCCAGUGCGGCAAGAGCUUCGCCCACAAGAGCCAGCGGGACCGCCACAUGAGCAUGCACCUCAACGUGAGGCCUUUUGGCUGCCCCAUCUGCAACAAGAAGUUCAAGAUGAAGCACCACCUGAUGGGCCACAUGAAGAUCCACACCGGCCACAAGCCGUACGAGUGCCACUACUGCGGCAAGAAGUUCAUGUGGCGAGACAGCUUCACGCGCCAUCGCAAUGCCUGUGCCAAACUCUACCACGCUGCCACCUCCGUCCCCAUCCCCCUCCCUGACCUCGACGUGCCCUCUGACCUCAGCGUGCCCUCCGACCUCUGACCCAGCUCCUUCCGCUACCCCCACUCUCCGCCCACCAGCUGCCACUCCUCCAACCGAUCGGCAGAGACUCUGGACGAGGGGUGAGGUGGGUGUGGGGUGUG